GGUGACGCCGUCGCCCCGUCGCCGCGCGCCCGGCGCCGCCAUGUUCAAGGUAAUUCGGCUGGGGGCCACCCCUGUCAGCCUGAGCUUGCUCUCUGUCCAGGUUUUUGCUGCUUCUUCAGAGAAGACUUCCAAAAAGGAGUUGCUGAAAAUUGAGGAGCUGUCACUGUACUCCUCCCCAGCUCGUGAGACUAAAUAUGUGGAGAAUCCCAGAACCGAAUUGGAAGAGGGGGUUUCCCGUUUACGGCAUGUUAUGGAGCCAUAUACAGCCUGGUGUCAGGAUCUUUAUGCCAAAGCUAUGCCCAAGUUAGAAAAAGCUGUUGAGCAUGGUAGAGAGGGCUAUGAAUUUCUCCAAAAACCACCUGCUGGAUUUUAUCCAAGACUUGGCGUGAUAAGUUUUGCUGGAAUUAUUGGAUUGUUUCUUGCUAGAGGCUCAAAAAUAAAGAAGUUGGUGUAUCCUGCAGCUCUCAUGGGUAUCAGUACCUCCAUGUAUUACCCUCAGCAAGCGGUUGCUAUUGCAAAGGUUGCUGGCACACAGCUGUAUGACUGGAGUCUUCAAGGAUAUAUUGCUGUAGAAGCUCUUUGGAAGGAUAAUCCUAAGAAGAAGAAAUCAGAGGAAAAAGGUGAUAAGGGUGAUGCAGUUGGUGACAAGCCUCUGGAAGUCCAUGCUGCUUCAAAUAAAGAGCAAACCCAGAAGUAGAAUGCUACAUCACCUGGCAUCAAACAGCUCCUGUUGGGAACAAAAUAUGGAGGAAAUGAAGGCAGCAUUUUCCAGGCUCUCCAAGGCAGAAACUCGAGAUACCAGUUCUGACUUGGCCUCGGGGCUGUGUUCUAAACUCAAGCAAAGCCUAUGAUUACAGUUUCUAGAAAAGCAAAACAGAACAUCCUCUUGACUUUUUUAUGAUGGUUUGGUUUCGUAGGAUAAAAAUUGCUCUGUAUUUGAGGCUUAUUAGAAAUAAUUGCAACAUAAUUGGACAUAAUUUAGCACAGAAUGUUUGAUGUCUGCUCUGUUAUCAGUUGAUAAAGAAUGUCUCUUCUGAACAUGUUUUCUACUUGCUUCUCUUCGCCCUGUAUUAUUUUUGCAUCAUGUUAAAAACUUGCUUUUCAUCAGAAAGUGACCCUGGCAUUAUAGGUACUCCUCACCAUUUUUGUAUGCAGUAUUGCAUUUACCAGAAUUUUUUUUUUUUUCCCUUACUGCCAACUUGUGUAAAUAGAGUCCAAAUGUGGCAAACUGGAUCAAUUUUUUUCCAUGCACCAGCAUCAGUCACAUAUGUUUGCAGAUGUGGUGGAAUACACGCAUCGGCUGAGCAGCAGCGUUCCACUGCUACAUGGGCAGCUUUAAAAGAUAACCUAGUUUUUAAUACUGGCUCCCUUAAAGUGUUUUUAAUUGCUAUUGCUAAUUCUCACAAGAGCAACAUGAGCUUGUUGACUGGCUGAUGUACUGAGUACCUUAGUUUUCCCUUUAGAGCUAUGAAUGUAAUGUCUUUACGAAUAUGUGCUUUCCAAGUAGUUUGUAAGAUAGUAAUGUAAAAUAAAAACUAAAAAAACAAUAGGAGGAUUUAAUUUUUUUUUUUUGGU
Molecule: messenger RNA, 1575 nt
Organism: Lonchura striata (white-rumped munia)
Lineage: Eukaryota; Metazoa; Chordata; Aves; Passeriformes; Estrildidae
Source: RefSeq, a predicted model, not a curated record